Messenger RNA from Lytechinus pictus (painted urchin), 12032 nucleotides. RefSeq lists its product as uncharacterized. Gene Ontology annotation, biological process: DNA integration. The transcript has 2 exons. Lineage: Eukaryota; Metazoa; Echinodermata; Echinoidea; Temnopleuroida; Toxopneustidae. The record is from RefSeq and is a predicted model, not a curated record. Bases 1773 to 7499 code for a protein of 1908 amino acids. Gene Ontology annotation, molecular function: nucleic acid binding; zinc ion binding.
UGUAAAGGCACUUCAUACACCGUGCGGUUGUAAUUGUCUAUUUGGCAUUCCAUAAUUUUAUCGUCUGCGAAGAUUGUAAUUUUUGGCCCAAAACUGGGGCACGUUAUGGCGAUGGAAAAGGAAUUGCAUCGUUAAUCGGCAUAUUAUUUAUGCCUGCCUGAGACUUUGGUAACAAGUGGCACAGUGUUUUUACGGGAAUCUAAGGAACAAAGUGAAUCAGCAAGCCAAAGAGUCAGCUUUGACCAUAAUGAAGAGACUAGAUUCAAUAAAGCUGUUUUGACUAUUGUUUACCCAGUAUGAGAACACGUGCGAGCUUUCGUUUGUUUGUCGUCGUAGUCCGGGCAGGCACAGUAAAAACACUUCCAACGUAGCGUCAAAAUGGCCUCAUCAUCAUCAACAAGCCUGAUUAUCAAGAUGGAGCCAAUAAAUAGACGCUAGACAUUUGAGUUGAGUUCAACAUGACAUUUCAGCUGGAUGAACCUACGAACAUACAUAUGUAACUACGUUUGGCGACGAGCACAGGAUAUACGCUAGAGAUCAGCUAGAAUUGCACCAUAACGCAUGAAUCUCAGAAUCUGAGUGGAUGUUGAUGGAUUUUGAUUUGGAUUGUGAAACGAUGUUGUGAUCCAGUCAUUUCUCAUAUGUCUCAAUAGUUCGAGGUAUGUAGAGCUGUGUAUGGACGCUAUGCAGUUUGAUCUACACUAAUGUUACAGUUACAAUGAAUUAUGGUUGCAAUGCAGCAGUGUCAUCGAUUUAUUAUUGAGGUGUAUUGUGGACGCUAAGCUGGAAUCGGCCACAAUCGUUAUUAUACACUGUUAUAAAAUACGUGGCUUUACCAUAAUUUGCACCAGCAGUUGGCAUGCAGCCAUAAUGUAACAGGACUAAAGCCCAUGUUAGCGGAUCAGCCAAGCCCAAGUCCAAGACUAUUCUGUGUCAGCCUCUCGUAGCAGCCCUAGCAUAAUUUAUGAACUAGCCUAAUCCAGCUGAAGUCCAGCUUGAACAACAGCCCGGGAAUCGGCCCGGUCAAGCCAUACAGCCCGGGAGCCAGCGUGGUUUAGUCUUGUACAGUCCAGGUCCAGCCAGGUUUGAACUUGAAGCAUAAAUCAAGCCAACAACAUUGAAUUUAUAAAUGAAACAUUGGAUCUGAACUUGAUGAAAUAAAAGUAGUUAGAACCAGAGCUAUAAUAGGCUCUGUGAAACUUCAAGACUCUUGAUAACAAAUUAACAGAGGUCAAGUAAAAGUUGAAUUUUAAUAACUAUUUCAUGUAUAGUAGUCUAUUGAAAAGUGUUUCCAAUAUGAUUCUGCAAAUACUGCAUGUUUUGUUUGCAGGUAGCCAGCAUUAGUUUUGUGCUCAAGUGACACGAAAGUUAAAGGUGUAAUUUCAUUACAAAGUGAUAUUGACAUCGCAGUUCAGAGUCAAGCAAGGAAGGAAUAUGUGGCGAUGUUGAACUUUAUCGCAUGAUCGCGUGGUCUGCAUUCAAGCCCUUUUGAUAAGCGAAUUUUGAGGCGUGCGUAAAGGCUUUAUUGGGAGAUGUAAAAUCAAAUUACUAUGGAGUAUUUGUAAUUGCAUUAGCAAGAAGCAUUUUAAGCGGUUUUACAUUGAUGAGGUUGGUAGGCUUAGCGCUGUAGCUUUGCUUAAAUUGAUGUUUGAUUUCACUCUAGUUGCAUGACAAUUUAAUUUGGUCAAUUUGCUGUACAAGGUGCAAGUGCAUGGUUUAGCAUAAGAGGCCAGCUCCUUAUUACACUUCUGUUGUGUCAAAGCCAAUUAAACAUGGCAGAUUCAAGAAAGUCAUCAAGGGAGAGGCAGCCCACGGAAAAAAUGGCCGCUCUUCAGGCCUCUGAAGAAUCAAAGACAGAGCGGAAGUUUUUCAAGAUGUAUGGCUCCCUUAAGGCCACAGUAAAGGCAGCUAGAACAAUCAUUAAGACAGAGACAGAAGAAGGUCCCAUCAAACAACAGAUAUCCAUACUGGAAGCUGGAGAGAGGGAAUUGAUGGAAACCUACGAGAUUUUGAGGAGACACAAGGUCCCCAUAAGAGAGGCCACCACGAGGAUGGACCGUGCCAACGCAAUGGUCAGAGAUAGCCUCAACGCCUUGGAAGAAGUUCUGGGAUCCCUAGAAGGUCCUUUUGACGCCGAGGAUCGGAAGCAGAUAGCGAAAGAAUUCUUGAAACAAGAAUAUGCUUCAUCGGUCUUCAGCUCAAUUUUAAGCGAAAUGGACCAAGGGGUUGAAACCAGCCAACUGCGUGGAGCCACACCAGUAAUUGACAUUGAUAGCAAUCCUGGACAGCCUGUAGAAUCUCGUAACACACCAUCACUUCUUCCUCAAGACAAAAUGUACCCAGGAGUUGGAGUAAACCAACCACCUGAAGGUAUUCAAGGGCAGUCAGCAGAAUUUCCUGCCAAGACGUCAUCUCCUUCCUUUCAAGAUGAGAUGGGCCCAGAGUUUAGAGUAGGCCAGCUACAUGAUAGUCUACCUGAUUCGCAUGUGGAACCUCGUGACAAGACACCACUACAGCCGCCUCAGACAACGUCGGUUGACGUCCAGGGCUUAUGUAAGGCUUUAGCAGACAACAUGUACCACACAAGACUUCCGAUGCCAGUGCCACGCACCUUUAGUGGGGAUCCGCUCGAGUUUGUAGAGUUCGACAAAGGUUUCAAGACUUUGAUCGAAAACCGUGGCAUACCACCAACAGAGAUGCUGUAUUACCUGAAGCAGUACCUGACUGGUCCGGCAAGGGAGGCCGUGGAAGGUUUCUUUUUCGGGGACUCCAAAGAGGCAUAUGAUGGGGCAUGGAGGUGCCUUCGACAGAGGUAUGGUCAUCCUUUUAAUAUCCAACAGGCGUUCCGGAAGAAGCUAAGUGCUUGGCCGAAGAUAGCCUCCAAAGAUGCCAUAGGUCUUCAGAAGUUUGCGGACUACUUAAAGUCUUGUGAUGAUGCUAUGCCAUAUGUCACUGGCCUCCAGGUGCUAAACGACUGCUAUGAGAAUCAAAAGAUGAUAGCCAAACUUCCAGACUGGCUGAUUAGUAGCUGGAAUAGGGUGGUAUCAAAUGAGUUGGAAGGCGGCAGCUAUCCUUCAUUUUCUAAGUUUGUGAAAUUUGUUGCUAAGGAGGCAAGGAUAGCCAACAAUCCCAUUUCUUCUCUAGGUGCCCUGAAAUCUGAGGACUCUCAAAGAGAAUCAAGUCCCAAGACCUUCAAGAUCAAGCGAGAAGCAAGAAAUAAAGGAUCUGCUUUGGCUGUCAACACCAAGGAAAGUGCCAAAGGCAAGAACAUCCCAAACCAAGUCAAGAAGGCUCCAAAACCUUGCUGCCUGUGUAGUGAAACUGGACACAAGUCCGAGGACUGUGACAAGUUUUUGGCCAAGCCACUUUCUGAACGCAGGAAGUUUGUUCAAGAAAAUCAUGUAUGCUUUGGUUGCUUACAGAAGGGGCAUUUUUCUAAGGCAUGUAAACAAAGGCUGAAGUGUAGUACAUGUGGUAAGCGCCAUCCCACGGCUCUUCAUGAGGAAAACCCUACGAUAAGAGAGGACAAUGCGCACAAGAGUGAAGGAGCUUCUAAGGACAGGGCUACGUCUUGCCAAGUCCGUUCUGGAAAACAAGCUAGCACUUCGAUGAUUGUACCAGUGUGGGUCGCGGCAGAACAAGCACCAUCGUCAGAGAUUCUGACUUACGCCCUCCUGGAUACCCAGAGUGAUUCAUCGUUCAUUCUAGAUGAAGUAGCGCAAGCCCUGAAUGCUAAGCAGCAACCCAUACGCUUAAAGUUAUCUACUAUGACUUCGUCAUCGAACAUUGAUUGCAGCGUGACCUCAAGUAUCUUAGUUAGAGGUAUGAUGUCGCCCUCCCAGCUCAAGAUAGGAAAAUGCUAUACGCGUGACUUCAUACCGACUGAUAGAGAACACAUCCCAAGCAGAAGUACUGCUGAAAAGUGGACUCAUCUCCAAGAUGUUGCAAGAGAGAUGCCAGCACUUCAGAGAUGCGAAGUCGGCCUACUGAUAGGCUAUAAUUGCCCAAGAGCUCUGACACCAAGACAAGUAGUUACUGGUAGCGAUGUAGAACCAUUUGCUGUUCGAACUGACCUCGGCUGGAGUAUUGUUGGCUUUGCCGAAGAAGAGAAUGCCAUGGACUUCAGUAGCCAGUGUGGGAGGGUUUCUACUCGCGAGAUACCAUUUCCGAAGCCAAAGGAGAUCAUAGGGUUGCUUGAGGCAGAUUUCGCAGAGGACAAAUCGCCGGACAAAGCAUGCUCUCAGAAUGACCUACAAUUCUUGAAACACCUUGAGACCAACAUUGUACAAUGCGAGGAUGGUCAUUUGCAGAUGCCGCUGCCCUUCAAGACCCGGCCAAACCUUCCAAGCAAUAAAAGGUUGGCAACCGUUCGAUUCGAACACCUCCAUCGAAAGCUUAAGAAGGACGAAGCAUAUAGAGACAACUAUACAAGCUUCAUGACAGAUAUCAUUAAUGGUGGCUUUGCAGAACAAGUAGAGACCAAGGCGCCGCCUGGAGAAACAAAUUACAUACCACAUCAUGGUGUGUACCAUCCAAUGAAGAAGAAGAUGAGAAUAGUGUUUGAUUGUUCCGCGAAGUACGGCGGCACCUGCCUUAACGAUCAUCUGCUCAAGGGACCGGACAUGAUAAACUCAUUGGUGGGAGUCCUUUGUCGGUUCAGGAAGCACAAUGUAGCAGUGCUAUGUGAUGUUGAGAAGAUGUUCUUUCAGUUUAGGGUCGCUGAGGAUGACCGAGACCUCCUGCGCUUCCUGUGGUUCCAAGAUAACGACAUCAACAAGGAGCCAGUGGAUUAUCGCAUGAACGUCCAUCUUUUUGGUGCCGCUUCUUCGCCAGGUUGCGCCAAUUAUGGCUUAAAGUAUCUGGCUAGACAUUGCAGCAAUGAAUUUCCAUUGGCAUCUCGUUUCGUCGAGCGCAGCUUCUAUGUGGAUGAUGGGCUGGUGAGUGUAUCCAGUGAAGAGGAAGCCAUUCAGUUGGCCAAUGAAGCCAGACAACUUUGCAGCAAGGGUGGCUUACGUCUCCACAAGUUUGUUUCGAAUUCUAAGGCAGUUCUGGAGAGUCUGCCAAAGUCUGAGCGUGCCAGUGAUGUCACUGACUCAAACUUGGAUUUUGAGGAUCAAGUAGAGCGUGCUCUGGGGAUAGUUUGGAAUGUGGCCACGGAUGCCUUUUGUUUCAGAAUUUCCCUGAAAGAGAAACCAAUGACACGGCGGGGAAUUCUGUCCAUAGUCGCAUCCCUUUAUGACCCUCUCGGAUUUGUGGCUCCGGUCGUUCUCGAUGGCAAGAGAAUCCUUCAAGAAAUGUGUCGUAGCGGGCUUGGGUGGGAUGAUCCAGUAUCCGAGAACCUGCAAUCAAGGUGGGAGCAAUGGUGUAAGGAAAUCCCGCAGCUAGAGGAGCUAAGAAUACCUCGGUGUUAUCAUCCUGCUGAGUUUGGUGAUCCUGUAACAGUGCAGCUACACCAUUUCUCGGAUGCCAGCAAGUCUGGUUAUGGCCAAUGCUCUUAUUUGCGUCUUGUUAACCAGAAAGGAGAAGUUCACUGUUGUCUGAUCUUCGGCAAAUCAAGGGUUGCGCCAACCAAGGUGGUUACAAUUCCCAGGUUAGAGUUGACAGCGGCAGUUGUGUCAGCUAAGGUGCACUCUAUGUUGAAAGAAGAGCUAGAGUAUCAUGAUGCCGAAGAUUUCUUCUGGACAGAUUCCCAAGUAGUCCUGGGAUACAUCCACAAUGAUGCGCGGAGGUUCCACACGUUUGUUGCUAAUCGAGUCCAGCUAAUUAGAGAUAGGACUUCUCCCGACCAAUGGCAUUAUGUCUCGACUGAUCAGAACCCUGCUGACCAUGCUUCCAGAGGAUUGAGCGUAAGUCAGCUGGGUAGCACAAAUUGGUUCCAAGGACCAAGCUUCCUCUGGGAGAAAGACUUUGCAGUAGGAAGUAUCUCUCCGACACUCGCCGUUGGGGAUCCGGAAGUGAGAGCAACCAACCUAUCGACAACUACUCAUUCGGAACCGUUGAACCUCCUCUCGCGCCUUACCAGGAUCUCUAGUUGGAAGAUGAUGAUCAAGGUAUUGGCUCGUCUACGGAUGGUAGUGAAGGGAGCAAGACAAGGUUCCUUAGUUCGUGAGAGAAAGGACGCAGAGCUGUUCGUUCUGCGGUUAGUUCAACAGGAAGCUUACCCUGAAGAAAUCAAGGCUCUGACGUCGGACAAGACCGUUAAAACGACAAGUACCAUCCAUGACCUUGACCCAAUAAUCCUUGAUGGGAUCACGCGAGUGAAGGGCAGACUUGGCGAACUAUCGACAGAAGUGGCUCACCCUGUUAUCCUGCCCAAGCGUAGCCCUAUCACUCGGGCGAUUAUCCGCCACUUCCAUGAGGACAUCAAACAUCAGGGUCGAGGAAUGACGCAGAAUCACCUGAGAGCCAAUGGAUUCUGGAUUGUAAACGGAUCUAAAGUCGUUGCAGAGGUAUUGCGAAAGUGUGUGUCAUGCAGACGUCUUCGUAGGCCUCAAGAAGAGCAGAAAAUGGCAAACUUGCCAAGAGAUCGAGUAGAACCUUCGGCUCCUUUCACGAAUGUGGGUAUGGAUUGUUUCGGUCCUUUCUUUGUAAGGAGAGGUCGUUCUGAUAUUAAGCGAUAUGGGCUUAUAUUCACAUGUCUCUGUUCAAGAGGUAUCCACAUUGAGAUGCUCGACGACAUGACUACCGACGCAUUCAUCAAUGCUCUCCGCUGUUUCAUAGCAAUUAGGGGAGCUGUCAGACAGAUUAGGUGCGACCAAGGCAGUAACUUCGUAGGAGCAAGAAACGAGCUCCAAUCUGCAUUGAGAGAGAUGACUUCAGACCAAGUGAAUACGUACCUUGCAGACCAGCAAUGUGAAUUUGUCUUCAACGCCCCUCACUCAAGUCACGCAGGUGGCGUGUGGGAAAGACAGAUUCGAACCGUCAGAAGUGUCUUAAGGGCUACCAUAGACCUGUGUCCAGGAAGACUCACAGACUCCGCUCUUCGUACCUUGUUUUACGAAGCCAUGGCAAUCGUCAAUAGCCGACCGUUAACAGUGACCAAUAUGAAUGACCCAAGUGCGGAUGCACCUCUCACGCCAAACCACCUCCUUACUCUGAAGAGGACGGUUCCGUUGCCCCCUCCUGGGCAAUUUGUGAAGGAGGAUGUGUACACGCGUAAAGCCUGGAGAAGGGUUCAGUUCUUACUGGAACAGUUCUGGUCAAGAUGGCGGAAAGAGUACUUGUUGGGACUUCAAAGACGACAGAAAUGGACGAUGCCCAGACGGAAUUUACAAGUGGGAGACAUUGUAUUGCUCACUGACGAUGAAGCUCCGCGUAUGAAAUGGCCAAUUGCGAUGGUCGCAGAAGCCACUCCUGAUGAAGAUGGUCUGGUCAGACGGGUACAGGUGCGCGUUGGAACGAAAGACCUUGACAACAAAGGUCGUCCAAACAAGAAGCUUGCCGAAUACUGGAGGCCGGUUCAGAAGCUCGUACUGCUUCUGGAAAAGGUACCUCCAUAGAGCAGGUAUGUAUGUACACUUGAGAUUGUUUGGAGCGGGUACAAAUGUUUGACCUUGCAUUUGCACAUGUACUUCGUUUUCUGGUACAGUUUAAAAAUUUAGGACUCAAAUUCUGAUCUUGUUUGCUGCGAAUUUUAGAUACACAGCGCUUAAAUAUUGUCGCAACCUUUAAGCUUGCCUUACAACCUUUGCAGUGUGUGUUAUAAUCUUUUACAGCACAUGUUAUAAACGUGCAUUGUUUGAGUUCCGCAUCAUCACUUAUGCCAUUCUGGUUUGAUCAAGCUAUUCAAUUGCCAUGUUAUUCGUGUUGUAGAUUGCAAGUGUACCAAUUUACAUGCAAGAGGUGUAUGGAGUGCUUGCUUAAAAAUUUCCAUAUUAUGGUCACAUUAUUUCACAUGCACCACUUAUGUAAUACUAGUAAAUGCAUUUUCAUAUAUAUGUAAGUGUACUCAUGCAUGUGAUUAUGUUACCAGUGAAGGCAAAUUUGGUGGGAGUGUAAAGGCACUUCAUACACCGUGCGGUUGUAAUUGUCUAUUUGGCAUUCCAUAAUUUUAUCGUCUGCGAAGAUUGUAAUUUUUGGCCCAAAACUGGGGCACGUUAUGGCGAUGGAAAAGGAAUUGCAUCGUUAAUCGGCAUAUUAUUUAUGCCUGCCUGAGACUUUGGUAACAAGUGGCACAGUGGUAAGCAUAAAUAGAACUUUUAGGUUUAAUUUCAAGAGAACUCGCUCAGUAUGCAUACAGCAAUCAGUGUUAUCCUACUGUAGAACUUCAAUAGCUCGUGUAUCAGAUUGAUGCAUUGUACGCAUAGUGUGCAGGUCUUUGUGUAGUACUAUAAUUAUGAAUAUUUGUUUGUAUGGAAAUAUACAGAAACUCUUAAUCAGUAUCGAAUUUAUUGUGUAAUGAUAACUCAACUAGAUUAAACUCAAACCUCAGUCCUGAGGAAAUAAGCACUCAAAUACGCCAAAACUUGAUAUAAGAUGGUUGACAUUACAUUUAUUGCUCACAUAACAUUUUUGCAAUUACAUUGUCUAUUUAAGCUGUUUUCGACACCCAUUGUAUACAGUUAAAUACAUUUACAAAUAUUCCUUAUUUGUAGGAUAUCAGUUUAGAGUUUAUUUCUAAUUUUCACAACACUUAGUGUAUUAAAUACUGGACAGUAUUGCUAUUAUGAUAAUUUAAGUCCAAUUACUUUAAAUUGAAGUUAAUUGUUAUUCACCUUAGUAUAAUGUUUAGACUCAUAAAUUAAUGUUGUAAAUCGGAUCAAAAAUCAGAUCGAAAAUCGGAUCGGCAGUUAAGCUUCUAAAAUCGAAAUCGAAUCGAAAAUCGAAUCGGCGAUGUUUAAAAACAAAGGAAUACAUCAAAAUGUUGUUCGCGGUCGCGCGCAUCUUCCUGACAAAGUCACAAAGACGAAUGCAUUGGAAUGGAAGUCGCCAACAUGCGCGAUCGUUUUAAAGCCAGGGGUUUUGAGGUGUUAUUGCUUUAAAAUAAACCGAGUGAUUUUUAUUAGAAAGAUAAACGAAAGACGCAUCUUCCGAGCAAAGGCGCAAAGGAAAAUAAAAUGAAAAUAUUUCUCAUAGAUCACAGGUUAAUGAACGAUCGGCGGGACAUCUUUUAGAAGUAUUUUUAGGUGCUAGCGAUUUAGAAUUAUUGGAAUGAUCUCUUACGACGCAUCAUCUUAAAGUCGCAAGUGCAAUUAAAAUGAAGUAGAAGACGCAAGCACGCACAAUAAGCUCCGUCAAUAGUACAGUCUUUAAAAGUUUAUGGCGGGGUCCGCUAUCACCACGAGGUUGAAAAUAAAAUGUAUAUCAUCAUAAACGAUGUAAGAGAGUAACGCAAUAAGCUCCGUCAGUAGCACGAUCUUUAAAAGUUCACGGCGGGGUCCGCUAUCACCACGAGGUUGAAAAUAAAAUGUAAAUCAUCAUAAACGAUGUAAGAGAGUAACGCAAUAAGCUCCGUCAAUAGUACAGUCUUUAAAAGUUUAUGGCGGGGUCCGCUAUCACCACGAGGUUGAAGAGAAGAUUUAUAUCAUUAUAAAGGGGGUAAGAGAGUAGCGCAGUGAGCUCCGUCGGUAAUACGACCUUUCAAAGUUCACGGCGGCAUCCGCUAUCACCACGAGGUUGAAAAUAAAAUGUAUAUCAUCAUAAACGAUGUAAGAGAGUAACGCAAUAAGCUCCGUCAGUAGCACGAUCUUCAAAAGUUCACGGCGGGGUCCGCUAUCACCACGAGGUUGAAAAUAAAAUGUAAAUCAUCAUAAACGAUGUAAGAGAGUAACGCAAUGAGCUCCGUCAAUAGUACGACCUUUCAAACUUCACGGCGGCAUCCGCUAUCACCACGAGGUUGAAAAUAAAAUGUAUAUCAUCAUAAACGAUGUAAGAGAGUAACGCAAUGAGCUCCGUCAAUAGUACGACCUUUCAAAGUUCACGGCGGCAUCCGCUAUCACCACGAGGUUGAAAAUAAAAUGUAUAUCAUCAUAAACGAUGUAAGAGAGUAACGCAAUAAGCUCCGUCAAUAGUACAGUCUUUAAAAGUUUAUGGCGGGGUCCGCUAUCACCACGAGGUUGAAAAUAAAAUGUAAAUCAUCAUAAACGAUGUAAGAGAGUAACGCAAUGAGCUCCGUCAAUAGUACGACCUUUCAAAGUUCACGGCGGCAUCCGCUAUCACCACGAGGUUGAAAAUAAAAUGUAUAUCAUCAUAAACGAUGUAAGAGAGUAGCGCAGUGAGCUCCGUCGGUAAUACGACCUUUCAAAGUUCACGGCGGCAUCCGCUAUCACCACGAGGUUGAAAAUAAAAUGUAUAUCAUCAUAAACGAUGUAAGAGAGUAACGCAAUAAGCUCCGUCAAUAGUACAGUCUUUAAAAGUUUAUGGCGGGGUCCGCUAUCACCACGAGGUUGAAGAGAAGAUUUAUAUCAUCAUAAACGAUGUAAGAGAGUAACGCAAUAAGCUCCGUCAAUAGUACAGUCUUUAAAAGUUUAUGGCGGGGUCCGCUAUCACCACGAGGUUGAAGAGAAGAUUUAUAUCAUUAUAAAGGGGGUAAGAGAGUAGCGCAGUGAGCUCCGUCGGUAAUACGACCUUUCAAAGUUCACGGCGGCAUCCGCUAUCACCACGAGGUUGAAAAUAAAAUGUAUAUCAUCAUAAACGAUGUAAGAGAGUAACGCAGUGAGCUCCGUCGGUAAUACGACCUUUCAAAGUUCACGGCGGCGUCCGCUAUCACCACGAGGUUGAAAAUAAAAUGUAUAUCAUCAUAAACGAUGUAAGAGAGUAAAGCUCCGUCAAUAGUACAGUCUUUAAAAGUUUAUGGCGGGGUCCGCUAUCACCACGAGGUUGAAGAGAAGAUUUAUAUCAUUAUAAAGGGGGUAAGAGAGUAGCGCAGUGAGCUCCGUCGGUAAUACGACCUUUCAAAGUUCAUGGCGGCUUCCGCUAUCACCACGAGGUUGAAAAUAAAAUGAAUAUCAUCAUAAACGAUGUAAGAGAGCAACGCAAUAAGCUCCGUCAAUAGUACAGUCUUUAAAAGUUUAUGGCGGGGUCCGCUAUCACCACGAGGUUGAAGAGAAGAUUUAUAUCAUUAUAAACGAUGUAAGAGAGUAACGCAAUGAGCUCCGUCAGUAGCACGAUUUUUAAAAGUUCACGGCGGGGUCCGCUAUCACCACGAGGUUGAAAAUAAAAUGUAUAUCAUCAUAAACGAUGUAAGAGAGUAACGCAAUAAGCUCCGUCAAUAGUACAGUCUUUAAAAGUUUAUGGCGGGGUCCGCUAUCACCACGAGGUUGAAGAGAAGAUUUAUAUCAUUAUAAAGGGGGUAAGAGAGUAGCGCAGUGAGCUCCGUCGGUAAUACGACCUUUCAAAGUUCACGGCGGCAUCCGCUAUCACCACGAGGUUGAAAAUAAAAUGUAUAUAAUCAUAAACGAUGUAAGAGAGUAACGCAGUGAGCUCCGUCGGUAAUACGACCUUUCAAAGUUCACGGCGGCAUCCGCUAUCACCAUGAGUUGGAAGAGAAGCGGAAGAGAAGAUAUCUAUCCUCUUGAACAUCGCCAUAGAUAAUACCGCGUCUUUCUCCCUGAAUAAUGCGACCUCUAAAUAGCUAGCACCUCAAAAACAAUCUUGAAAUAUGUUCUGAGCGAUCACGCACUGUAACCAGAUCUACGCCGAUUUUUAUUUUCGAUUUUUUCCUUCAAGGGGCAUGAUCGAAGAUCGGCAAGUGAUUGCCGAUUGUGGUGAAAUCGAAUGGAAUCGGUUGCCGAUUGCAAAAUCGGUUACAAGCUUACUCAUAAUACAGUGGAACCUUAUUAUUAAAGGCACUGAUGUGGCAGACUUUACCUAUAACAAUGUAUCUUCUCUCGUCCCAAGUGCCUCGUUAUAAUGCAGUUGCACUGUAACAUGCUUUGAUAUGAUGAUAUACUUAUGUUGGAUUUUGUUCAUUUGUUUGUUUGUUUAUAGUUUUUACGGGAAUCUAAGGAACAAAGUGAAUCAGCAAGCCAAAGAGUCAGCUUUGACCAUAAUGAAGAGACUAGAUUCAAUAAAGCUGUUUUGACUAUUGUUUA